CCCAACUACAAGCCGCUAGCUUCAUCAUGAGGACUAUUGCGUGUGUGCUUCUGGCAGUUGCCGGAAUGACUGCUGCACAAUCCCCGACUAGGGCUGAUCCUGGUUUUGGUACCUCUGCUACUGCGUCUUCAACUCCCACUGCUACUACGUCUGUUGCAGGUAAUGCACCUCCUCAGGCUCCUGGGAAGAACAACUAUGGUCCACGUUUCUUUGGUCCCGGCAUCACCAAUCCUCUAGGGCGCCCCAUUAACCCCAUGGUGGUACAGCACGCCCAGAAAGUUCUCGCCAUGCGCCCCGAUCUCAAAGUGUACGUCGACUUCGAUGGUCAGAUGCAUUUCACUAACCAAUACGGCAUUGAGGUUGACGAGAUCCUUGAUGAGUUCGGCCGCGAUUUGAGCGAACUCUUGGAUGUUCAGGAGCAGCAGGAGCGCCUCUUCCAUGCCCAGCGCCAGCAGCAGGCUCCCUUCAAUGCCCAAAACGAGCAGCAGGCUCCCUUCAAUACCCAACACCAGCAUCAGGUUUCCUUCAAUGCCCAGUCCCAGCAGCAGGUUCCCUUUAAUCCCCAGCCACAGCAGCAAGUUCCCUUUAAUCCCCAGCCACAGCAGCAAGUUCCCUUUAAUCCCCAGCCACAGCAGCCAGUACCCUUCACUGCCCAACACCAGCCACAGGCUCCUUUCAAUAUCCAGCACCAGGAGCAGUUCAUUCAGAGGGCUCCCAACAGUGGUUCUGAGCAGGAGCUUGCCAGUGCUUUUCUCAACAAAGAAUUUGAACGCCGUCACAAAAUGCUGGAGCAACAGUUACUUCAGGAGUAUCGGACCAAUCCUGCAGCUUUUACCUCGCCUGUUCGAACAAAUGGGGGUGGGCUGGACGGCAGAACUCAGACACAAGCAGGUCGGAGAGUUAGUGCGUAAAGUUUACUUAAACCCCUGACACCUGCCUCACUAGUGUUGUACCUUGUCCCCUAGGAGCAUACUUCCUGUCUCCCUACCUCUCAAGGACUCUGAUUGCCUAAGAUACCUGAUUCUUCCUAUUCCUGAACUCCUCCCCUACCUACACCUUUCUCCCUCUUAUCUUUGUGUUAUUUUACCGCCAAGUCUUGCACUAACUCUCUCUACUACCGGAUGCUACACCUGUCCUCGACACUACAUGUCCCAUACAAUUAUACAAGUAAACUUUAAGUCUGCUCAAAUUCACUGUUACAUUGGAAUUUGUAUUUUUCGUAUUAAAAAAUACAUAAGA
Messenger RNA from Homarus americanus (American lobster), 1239 nucleotides. RefSeq names its product gamma-gliadin-like. NCBI's taxonomy places the organism in Eukaryota, Metazoa, Arthropoda, Malacostraca, Decapoda, Nephropidae. The record is from RefSeq and is a predicted model, not a curated record. The coding region runs from base 27 to 911 and encodes 294 amino acids. The transcript has 3 exons.